GGUGCGACCAAAAUUAGAUGCAAAGCAGCUCGUAGUUCCUAAGGCUUUUGUCAUGGUUGAGGAAUGACUAAAUCCUGAAUUUAGUCCAGACAUGUGCCAAAUAGGUGCAACCCCACCCAGGUGUUAAGUUGAACUAAGCAAAACUGGACCCACAAGCUAAAGUUCAGGAAUUUAAUUACAAAGUUCAAAAGAAUUAACAGUUAUUUUUAGAGUCACUGAGCUGGGGAGGGUGCGAAUCCAGGAAAUAUCUAAUACAGGCUGGGUAAGAGAGGCUAAUCUAGAUCUGUAGUUUGAAGUGGUCUUGGAUGAGGACAGUGUGGAGAUGGAGGAAGAAGCUCAACAUGCUGAAGGACCAGGGCAGCCCACUGACGCCCAGAGCGAUGCCCGCUCCUUCCUGACAGAGGAGAUGAUUUCGGAGUUCAAAGCCGCCUUCGACAUGUUCGACACGGACGGCGGCGGUGACAUCAGCACCAAGGAGUUGGGCACCGUGAUGAGGAUGCUGGGCCAGAACCCGUCAAGGGAGGAGCUGGACGCCAUCAUUGAGGAAGUGGAUGAGGACGGCAGUGGAACCAUUGACUUUGAGGAGUUCCUGGUGAUGAUGGUGCAGCAGUUGAAGGAGGACCAGGCUGGAAAGACUGAAGACGAGCUCUCUGAGUGCUUCCGUAUCUUUGACAAGAACGGAGACGGUUUCGUUGACCGGGAGGAGUUCGGAUACAUCCUGCAACUCACCGGAGAGCCGGUCACCGAGGAAGAUAUCGACGAGAUGUUUGGAGAGUCAGACAAUAACAAAGAUGGAAAGAUUGAUUUUGACGAGUUUCUGAAGAUGAUGGAGAACGUGCAGUAACGAGAGCAGCUCUACAUUCCUCUGACCGCCUCGUCCUUGGAGAGAAUGUAAAGCAAAACUCCCAAAACACUGGAAAUCUAAUAAAUAUGAUGUGGUUUCUGAGAUGGACACACAUGGACACAUGCAUUUACCCCCCCGCCCACCCGACCCCUCUUCCCCGUCUCAUAUGAAGAAGAAGUCCCAGGACUUGGUGGCGAUAUCUAUAAAUAUCCGCUCAAACCAUUUAAGACGAGGGCACUUUCUCCCCUCGCUCGCCCCCGGUGUCUUGCGUGGCCCACCCCCAGCUGUCCUCGGGGCAGCUGCUGCUGCUGCUUCAGAAAUGCUACACCCCACAAACCCCCAUAAUCCCCCCUGCUGCUCAGACCUGCACCCUUUCCUCCACCCUCUGAUGUGCUUUCUAAAUAAAUCAACUCUCUCCUUCUGCUAA
Messenger RNA from Solea solea (common sole), 1271 nucleotides. Its product is annotated as troponin C, skeletal muscle. The coding region runs from base 323 to 844 and encodes 173 amino acids. The record is from RefSeq and is a predicted model, not a curated record. Gene Ontology annotation, molecular function: enzyme regulator activity; calcium ion binding. The transcript is spliced from 6 exons. Lineage: Eukaryota; Metazoa; Chordata; Actinopteri; Pleuronectiformes; Soleidae.